Messenger RNA from Penaeus chinensis, 1282 nucleotides. RefSeq lists its product as uncharacterized. Bases 239 to 1159 code for a protein of 306 amino acids. NCBI's taxonomy places the organism in Eukaryota, Metazoa, Arthropoda, Malacostraca, Decapoda, Penaeidae. Gene Ontology annotation, molecular function: protein kinase A regulatory subunit binding. Gene Ontology annotation, cellular component: cytosol. The transcript has a single exon. The record is from RefSeq and is a predicted model, not a curated record.
UCAUUUAUUUGUUUUAUUAUUAAUAUUAUCACUAUACUAUUUUAUUAUCAUUGUUACUAAUAUUAUGUUAGUGGUUGUUUUUUUGACAGUACUAUCAUAGUUGCUAUAAUUACUGUUAUAAUUAUUAUGUUAUUCAUUUAUUUUCUCUUUUCUUUUAUCAUUACUAAUAUUAUGGCUGUUUGCUUUUGAUUUUUUAUGUAUUCAUUUUUGUAAUUAUUAUUCAACGGGGGCAGAAGAAAUGAAGCCAAAGAACCACCUGCAAGAGGAAUCACAUGAAAGCGACUCUGCCCCAAAACAAGGGGUAGAAGACACUUUAACCUUAUCAGAGAAAGUUCAAGAUAUCCCAUUUCAAACACCGGAAAUCGAUACUGGCCAUUUUUGUAGUGGUAAAGAUGUACCCAAAGGAAAGAAAAGAAAACUAGGCCAGGGAGGAAAUAAAAGCUUACGGGAAGCUGCACAUAAUGGGAAAAUUCUCAGGAAAAGCCCGAGACCAAAUUAUUUUGUUGGUAUCAGAGUCUCAGACUGUGAAAUUCAUAGAGCAAUUGUGAGGAUUCAAGAGGCUAUUAUAGCAUCUGAUCCCAAUUUAUAUCAGACUCUGAUUGAUGUAGCGUCUUCACACAUUACAGUUCUGGUUAUGUACAUUGACAGUGAUAUUGGUCUGUCCAUUGCAUCUUCAGCCUUAGAUACAUGCUGGGAUAGAUUGAAAGAAGAUACUGAAAAAGGCCCCAUACAGAUGACAUUUUCAGGGAUAGGGAGCUUUUCUGAUAGAGUAGUUUAUGCUAGGUUGAGAGAGGAUGAACACUACUUAAGAUUACUCAGACUAGCCAAGGAAGUGCGCCAAAUAUUUUCAAGUGCGAAUGUGUGUUUACCUGAUGAAAAACCCAUGCACCCUCAUCUAACAAUUGCCAAGAUGUCAAAGGUUCAUCAGAAGGCAGGUGGCUUCCCAAGGAAAAUCAAUCCUGCAGCUUACCAGCUCUUUAAAAAUAUCCACCUUGGAUGCCAAUCGGUGUCUGGGCUUCAGCUCUUGAGUAUGACCAAACCAAAAGACAAGGAAAGGUACUACUAUUGUGCCAAUGAGAUAAUAUUUGAAGAAAGUUGCAAAGAAAGAGGAGAUCAUUCUCAUUGUUGCUUCCCUAGAAGACCUUUAGGAUAUGUGUAGGAGUUGGGAGUGAAAGUGAAUUUUUCUAUUGGAAAUGAAAAACGUCAAUAAUUUGCCAGAUUUUUGUAUUGUGUUUGUGUAUGUGUGUGUGCAUGCAUGUAUGCGUGCAUGUGCACAUGCUUA